AUACUAGCCGGAGGGAAGAUGCCAGAAGAACGGCGGAAAAGUGUGCCAGUCCCCAUUUUUAAGAACAAAGGCGAUGUCCAGAGCUGCGGAAACUAUAAGGGGAAUAACAUUGAGUUAUCGGAAACAGAAGUGGCGGCCAGACUCAGGACAGAAGUACAGCACGAGCGAGACAGCGACGACAACAUGCCCGUGGACGUGGAGCAGUGGAGCGGCCCUCUGGAGCUCCACGAAGUGGAGGACAAGCCCGCCGGGCCCCUGAGCGUCAAGUACGGCUCGGUGGAGAUCGACGAGCUGGGCAAAGUUCUGACGCCAACGCAGGUCCAGAAGCGGCCCACGUGCAUCGAGUGGGAGAGAUGUGACCCCAACAAACUUUACACUUUGGCCCUGACGGACCCUGACGCCCCCAGCAGGGGAGACCCCAAAUUCAGGGAGUGGCAUCACUUCCUGGUGGUCAACAUGAAAGGAAACGACGUGUCUUCCGGCACCGUCUUGUCCGACUACGUGGGCUCCGGACCUCCUCAAGGAACGGGUCUCCACCGUUACGUGUGGCUGGUGUACGGCCAGACGGGGGCGCUGGCGUGCGGCGAGCCCGUCCUGGGCGCCCGCUCGGGCGACGGCCGAGCCAACUUCAGCGUGCGCGCCUUCCGCCGCAAGUACGGGCUGGACGCGCCCGUGGCCGCCACCUGCUACCAGGCGCAGUGGGACGACUACGUGCCCAAACUUUACCGCCAGCUGGCCGGAAAGUAGCCAAAGCCCAAUUGGCCGUUUCCACCGGACAAUUUGCUACAAAGUCAAGACGCGUUCGCUUCCGAUUUGACAAAAGCGGGCUUGGGCUGAGACCCCCGACGAAAAGUUGGUGACAAAUCACCAUUUGGAAAAUAUGGUUUUUGGUUUGGUUUGGUUUUUUUUUUUUCCUCAAUUGCAAUGCAAACAUUUUCACAAAUGAUGGAAGUGUUUCGAAAAAAAAAAAAAAAAAAAUCCUGUGACGUCAAUGCAAACGUGGGAUGGAGCUGACAAAUUCAUACGUUAAGUUGCUAACUAAAAAGAAUUCAUAUGAAGACAAAUAAAGUGAAAAAAGUUCAAAUCA
Messenger RNA from Syngnathoides biaculeatus (alligator pipefish), 1087 nucleotides. RefSeq names its product phosphatidylethanolamine binding protein 1 (gene pebp1). The record is from RefSeq and is a predicted model, not a curated record. NCBI's taxonomy places the organism in Eukaryota, Metazoa, Chordata, Actinopteri, Syngnathiformes, Syngnathidae. Gene Ontology annotation, biological process: negative regulation of MAPK cascade. The transcript has 5 exons. Bases 19 to 747 code for a protein of 242 amino acids.